AUGGGGUCCAAGAAUGGCGACCCUCGACAGAUUGAUGGUAUCGGUGGAGCAACCUCGACGACAUCCAAAGUUGCAGUCGUAUCGCCUUCUCGAAGACCGGGAAUAGACGUUGAGUACACAUUCGCACAGGUUGCGGUGGGCAAGCACAAAGUCGACUAUAGUGGGAAUUGCGGCAAUAUUGCCAGUGGCGUAGGCCCAUUUGCCCUAGAUGAAGGAAUUGUACAAGCAAUCCCAGGUCAAGAAUUUGUCGACAUUCGGAUCUUCAACACCAACACUGGACGUGUCUUGGUAGAGACCAUCGCUGUAGAUGAGGAUGGGUAUUUUCUCGAACAAGGAGAUUAUCGCAUCGCAGGUGUUUCGGAUUCUGGCACCGAGAUCAAAGUUGCAUUCAUUGACCCUGCAGGGUCGAUGACUGGAAGGCUAUUACCAACUGGGAAUACCGAAGAUACAGUCACCGUCGAAACUCCGACUGCGUUGUCAGAGCCAUUCAGUGUUCAAGCCACACUCAUCGACGCGGCAAACCCGUUUGUCAUUGUCGAUGCUGAAAGCCUCCCUUCAUCGUGCGUACACGGAAGUGAGCAGUGGUUAGAGACGAUUGAGGAUAUUCGACGGAAAGGAGCUAUCAUGAUGGGCUUAGCCGAGAACAUCCAGCAUGCUGCCUCGACGCGCGGGACGCCCAAGAUCAUGAUGGUGUCGUCUCAACAAAAAUCCGAUGCCAUGCGAAAAUUCCAUUCUACACCUGAUAUAUCCGUCCUGUCUAUGAGCAUGGGUCAGGUACAUCCAAGUGUUCAACUCACUGGUGCUGUUUGCCUUGCGGCCGCUGUUCGCCUGGAGGGGACUGUCGCCCACCGGGCCCGUCGAAACAGAAAAGUGCUGAACAAUCUCUUGGUGCAAAUGGGAAAGAAUCAGCCUGAAGACUUGCAUUCUACGCGAUCUCCAGAGACAGUACUGAUCGCACACGGAAGCGGACAGAUUCCUGUGGAGGUACAUCUACGAGGCCAAGACGAGGUCGACAAAUGUGUUGUUUCGAGGACAGCGAGGAGGCUUUUUGAGGGAAAUGUGCUGUUUUAUACCUAA
Molecule: messenger RNA, 1077 nt
Organism: Exophiala aquamarina CBS 119918
Lineage: Eukaryota; Fungi; Ascomycota; Eurotiomycetes; Chaetothyriales; Herpotrichiellaceae
Exons: 2
Coding region: 1-1077 (358 amino acids)
Source: RefSeq, a predicted model, not a curated record